AUCCCAGAGUCCUCCUCUCCCAUGUCCCCUGGGCUGUCCCGCAGGUCGCCCCUGCUGCAGCCCCCCAAUGGCCAGCGCACCCCUCCAACAGAGAGACGCUCCCCACUGCUCAGUAGGAGGAAGCUGGCUCCAACUCCAGAGACCCUCAAACAGAGCCAGGAACCUGCCCUGGAGACAACCAGCACUACCAAGACUGAGGAGAAACCAGCUGAGAAGGACAAGCAUAACCCAUUCAAAGCUCCUCAGGUCAUCAGGAAGAUUAGAGGAGAGCCCUUCUCAGAUGCGGCAGGACAUCUGAAGCUGUGGUGCCAGUUCUUCAACGUUCUUAGUGACUCCACAAUUAAGUGGAUCAGGGAUGAGGGGGAGAUCGCUGAGGUUAAAAGAAGUGCAGGAGAUGAGACUCAGGUAGCGUUGGCUAUUGUCCAGACGUCCAGCAGAGACUGUGGAGUUUAUGGCUGCACCAUCACUAAUGAAUACGGGACAGACACAACAGAUUACCUACUGAGUGUUGACAUACUCUCUGGCAUGUUUCAGCGUGAGGAUCAAGAAGUGGGAGAGGAGAUAGAGAUGAGUCCACUACUGUUCACCAAGGGCCUGGCUGACUCUGGCGUCUGGGGAAGUAAGUUCUUUGGGCGUAUCAUGAUGGAGGAGGCCCAUAUAGGAGAGGGCUGCUCCCACAAGGCCUGCAGAGUGAAGGUCAUCUAUGGGCUGGAGCCAGUGUUUGAGUCUGGGACCACAUGUUACAUCAAGGUGAAGAGCCCCAUCGCCUACUACGGAGUCAAGGAGGAGAGCAACCUGGUCGAGAGGAACCUGGCAAUCACCCAACAGGAAUGUAGACUUCAGAACAUCGCUCGUGAAUACUGCAAGAUCUUUGCUGCGGAAUGUAGGGUGAUAGGAACCUUUGGAGAAGUGCUGGAAGUGAUCCCAGUCCACCAUAUGUAUCGGCCUGCCAACACCAUUCCCCAUGCCACGGUGGAGUCUGACCUGAAGGGGGUCUAUCUGAGGUACUGUCUGAUGGACGCUACGGGCCGGCUGGUCAUGAGAACUGGCUCAGAGGCGGCACUGAAGUGUUGUACUCUGCAGCACUGGAUCCUCCAGUGGACCAAUGGAAACCUGCUGCUCACUCGGAUGGAAGGUGUUGACUUCAAGAUCACAAACAUUGGAAUUUCCAUCAAAUCGAAAGGGUACCAAAGUCUCACGAUCACAGAGAACCCCAAUGUGUUUGAGCAGUUUGUCUCUCAGCACAAGUGUAACUACUACUGCGGCCUCCUCAGGCUGAGAUCCCUGAAGACACAGGACUCCCUGCAGACCCCAGCCAAACCCAAGUGCUCCAGGAGCCCCCUGCUCCACCGCAAGAUGGGCAGCUCCUCCAGUCCCCAGCCCUCCAGGAAGGCCACAGGAAGCCCCGGAGAUCAGAAAGCCAGCACAGCCAGAGGACAGCAAAGCCACCGACAAGCACAAGGCCGUUGAUGUUCCCAAUGUUGUCCGAAGUUAGAAAGCAAGCAACUGCUUUUCUCAAUAAAGAGAAUAAAUGCUGAACCAGAUAUGGAAUUACUGCCAGACUUGUCCUCCCACCUAUAGAGCUUUCGGGGAGCUGGGAGACGGUCUGGGAUGAAAGGCUGGUGACCCCUCCUCCAAGCCGUGACAGACAGACAGAAAGACAGACAGAGACAGACAGAAAGAUGAGAUCAGAAGGAGAAAGAGAAGGCCAGGUGAAGGAAGAACUUGAAUGUUUCCAGAAAUGACAGAGGCUUCAUCCACAUCUUUUCAUGAAUUCUGUGUUAAAAUAAACAAUGAAAUGCCACCUCAGUUUUAAUGGGCAUGUCGCCUCUGUUGCCAGAAUCGGAGACAAUGAAAUGAAUGACACACUAGUAUGUCCUUCAAAUUAUUAAAUUACACAUUAAUUUCACUAAUGAAUACAUUCUUAAUUUAUUGAGUAGAUCACAUAAAAUUUUAGGCUAAAGCUUUCACAUUAUACAGGGAUUCCUAUUGCAUAUAGGUAAUAACUGGAAGUAGUAAUUCACAGUAGUAAUUCACAAGGUUAGCACGCCAGCUCGAUUCAGGUCCCAACAGCAUGAACAUCUAGGGGAAAUAAAUUUAAAGGGAUUGUUAUGGAGUUAAAGGUUAUCUUCAAUGGUGAACAGUGCUCAGGAUAAUAGUUCUGUUAAGAAAACUAUGCCCUAAGAAUGUAGCGUAUAUUGUUUUCCAUGACACUGUGAAUAAAAACGUGGUGCUUUUUAUACUGUAAAUGUGCCUACGUUUUCAUGUUGCAGUGAAUGCUCACGGGAUGCAAUGGCUGUAAAUUAAAAUGAAAUAUAUUGAAAUGAA
This is a messenger RNA of Oncorhynchus tshawytscha (Chinook salmon), 2328 nucleotides long. Its product is annotated as alpha-protein kinase 3. Gene Ontology annotation, biological process: cardiac muscle cell development; protein phosphorylation. The record is from RefSeq and is a predicted model, not a curated record. Gene Ontology annotation, molecular function: ATP binding; protein serine/threonine kinase activity. The transcript has 10 exons. NCBI's taxonomy places the organism in Eukaryota, Metazoa, Chordata, Actinopteri, Salmoniformes, Salmonidae. Gene Ontology annotation, cellular component: nucleus. The coding region runs from base 22 to 1470 and encodes 482 amino acids.